This is a messenger RNA of Rubroshorea leprosula, 1590 nucleotides long. The record is from the annotation of a GenBank genome assembly. Lineage: Eukaryota; Viridiplantae; Streptophyta; Magnoliopsida; Malvales; Dipterocarpaceae.
AUGGCUUCUCCACCUCCAAAGGAUCUCGAACGUUCUUCUUUCCUCCGAACUGAAGAUGAACAAUCUGAAGAGGAGACAGAAGUAGAAACAGCUGCUGUUGAAAGAAAAAAAGUUGCAGCCAAGAAAACACCGGCAAGCAGGAAAACCACCGGCAAAAGGAAAACAACCUCUCCUGCAGCUUCAACAGAAACAGCUACAUCAAAAGCUCCCAAGAGUUUAUCAAUCUCCAGUCCCUCGGCCUCCAUGAGAAAAGCAGAAACUUCCGAAUCUGAGGGAUCUGAUGACUCUCCUGAGUUUCUAAGGGAAGAAAAAGGAAAAAAGAAAGGAACAGAUUUCUCUUCUUCACAUGCAGCCCCCUUUUCGCGAAGGGUUAAGGGAAGAAGAUUUUCAAUGCGUUUGGCUGAAAAUAAUUUCAAAACAGUGGGCGCUAAUGAAACGGUUGAUCUUAGAGAGACUUCUCCUGAAGAUUCAAGCACAUUUGCUCAGGCUAAAUCCUCUACAGUUGACAAGGUGAUUGAGUCCACUGAAGACGAUGUUGAUGAUGAGGAACUUGAACGAGAUGUAUUUGGAAGGAUGAACCUGUUUUCCAGCUUUUCUGUCGAGAAGGGGAAAAAUGCCUUUGAAGAACAAACAGUGGCUUCGUCUCCAACCAAAGAAGAAAUACAAGUGGCCACUUCAGUACUUGGAAGGUUGAUAGAAGGUAACCCGAUAGCUUCCUACCAAGAUGUGGAGAUUGAAGAAAUUUUGUUUUCUGCCAGCAUCUUAGCCAGAAAUCUUGAGCUUCCAGAAAAUAAACGUAAGUUUUCGCAUGAUUUUCCAAUAAUUUUCCAAGACUUUACCCAACCUUUUGCGGAAAAAGAGAAGGCUGCCGAAGCUACUGCUGCUGCAAAAAAAGACGUCGAGGACAGCUUUGCACCUCUCUCCAAACAGAAGGAAGAAUAUGAGAAAGUAAAGGAAGAAAUUAACACGCAACACCAGGAAAGCCAAAAACUUGAGGAAGAAUUGGCACAACUGGAAGCUCAAAUGUCAAAGCUUAAAACCAGGAUUUCUGGCAAGCAAAAGGCAUUGGCAGACAUGAAGAUUCGGAGGAAGCAACUUCUUGACGGACUAGACAGCCAGCUGAAGAAAUUGGAGCCAAAAAGGGUAGCGGCUGAAGCUCUUGAGAAGAAAAAUCAAGGAAUUACCCAGGAACUCACCGCCAUGCAGCUUGAAUGGCAAGAAUGGAGAAAUUUCCUUUAGCUUAGCCUUCUAAAAACAGCUUUUAUUUUAUGUUUGUGGCCAUAGGCCAAGAAGAAUAGUUAUUUUCUAUGUUUGAACUUUAUUCUGGAUACUUCUUGAAUGGAUGGAUGGCUCUAUGUUAUCUUUUUGCUCUUCUGCUCGUCUGUUCUGGUUUCUGCCUGUAGGAAAACUUCCCGGAGUAGCUAGAAACGAAAGCAUACACUGAAGCAAGGGCAAAAAUGUACGCAUGAAUCUGUAUACAGAGGAGAGCCACACUGUAGAAUGCUGUAUUAUUAACCCAUCCUUUCAAGUAUCUUAGGUUUCAGUGUCUUGCUUUUGUACAACUCAUUGAAAGAAAAGAAACAUUACCAA